CCGCCGCGGGCCGGGCCCAUCCCGCCGCAGCGGCCCUAGGGCCAAACAGGGGCGAGGUGGGGAGGGAGCAGCGCCCAGCAGGUCCCGGAACGUGGCCAGAAUGGUGCUGGAAGGAAACCCUGAAGUGGGGGCCCCUCGAACCUCAGACCUCCAGCACCCUGGGAACAAGGGGUCUUGUGUUCUCUCCUCUCCUGGUGAAGAUGCACAGCCAGGCGAGGAGCCCAUCAAGUAUGGCGAGCUCAUCGUUCUGGGAUGCUGUGAGGAAGGAGGUGAGGAAACCGAGGCUCAGAGAGGGGAAGUGACUGGCCCAAGGGCACACAGCUGCUAUAAUGGCUGUUUGGCAAGUGGGGACAAGGGCCGCCGGCGAAGCCGCCUUGCACUGAGCCGCCGGCCACAUGCCAAUGGUGUGAAGCCAGACGUCAUGCACCACAUCUCCACGCCACUCAUCUCCAAGGCACUGAGUAACCGAGGCCAACACAGCAUCUCAUACACACUGUCCCGGAGCCACUCGGUCAUCGUGGAGUACACACAUGACAGUGACACAGACAUGUUCCAGAUCGGCCGCUCUACGGAGAACAUGAUCGACUUUGUGGUAACAGACACGUCCCCAGGAGGAGGAGCUGCUGAUGGUCCUUCUGCCCAGAGCACCAUCUCCCGCUAUGCCUGCCGCAUCCUCUGUGACCGCCGGCCGCCCUAUACAGCCCGCAUCUAUGCUGCUGGCUUUGAUGCCUCCAGCAACAUCUUCCUUGGAGAACGGGCAGCCAAAUGGCGGACCCCUGAUGGCCUGAUGGAUGGCCUGACUACCAAUGGAGUCCUAGUGAUGCACCCAGCGGGUGGCUUCUCCGAGGACUCAGCUCCGGGUGUCUGGCGAGAGAUCUCGGUCUGCGGGAAUGUAUAUACGCUACGGGACAGCCGCUCUGCCCAGCAGCGGGGGAAGCUGGUAGAAAACGAAUCCAACGUGCUGCAGGACGGCUCCCUCAUUGACCUGUGCGGGGCCACACUGCUGUGGCGCACUCCAGCAGGGCUGCUUCGGGCACCCACACUGAAGCAGCUGGAGGCCCAGCGCCAAGAGGCAAAUGCAGCGCGGCCCCAGUGCCCUGUGGGGCUGAGCACCCUGGCCUUCCCCAGUCCAGCCCGUGGCCGCACCGCGCCUGACAAGCAGCAGCCCUGGGUCUAUGUCCGUUGUGGCCAUGUCCAUGGCUACCAUGGUUGGGGCUGCCGGAGGGAGCGGGGGCCCCAGGAGCGUGAAUGUCCUCUCUGCCGCCUUGUGGGGCCCUAUGUGCCCCUGUGGCUUGGCCAGGAGGCUGGCCUCUGCCUGGACCCUGGGCCCCCCAGCCAUGCCUUUGCGCCCUGUGGCCAUGUCUGCUCUGAGAAGACUGCCCGCUACUGGGCCCAGACACCGCUGCCCCAUGGCACCCAUGCUUUUCAUGCCGCCUGCCCCUUUUGUGGGGCCUGGCUCACUGGUGAGCAUGGUUGCGUCCGCCUCAUUUUCCAGGGGCCACUAGACUAGGUUCCCUGGGGCCCCCAGCUGCUGCAUCCACCUGCCCACCCAGGCCCCCCACUUCCUGCAGCCCAGAGGGAGCUCUGCAUGUGGGAUACUACCUGCUGGCACAUGACCAUGCCAGAUAGACAUGUUGGAUGGGCUGUGCCCCUCCCCCCUAAGUCUGGAGGUCCCCAGGAUCUCUAUACCGCCAUCAUACUGAUGGGGCCUUCAGCACCAGCUCUGCCUGGGGCUGAUAGAGGGAAGUCCAGUCCCGUGUCCCUGCCCACCCUGGGCCGUCCCACAUCAAGCCGCCUACACUGUGUGCCCCUGGGGGGGUGAAGGGGCCCAGGGCCCCUGACCCCCAGCUUAGGCUGUCUGCGCCCUGAGCCUGCCAACCUGGUUCCAGAUAUUCGUCCUUCCUGCUGCCCUCCUGGGUUUUUCUAUAAACCUUGAUGCUCAGCCGCCCUCACAAAUCCCACAUGUCCCGCAUGUGUGCAGUGCUGCCAGCUCCUAAGCCAGCGCUGGGUUGAUGGUAGGCUGGGACUGGCAUUUUCUGACAGCUGCUGAGGGCUGGACUCCAUACCAUGUAGGCUCUUGGGACAUAGGAACAAUCAGAUGGUCCCCUCCCCUCCCAGGCAGAGUUCACAGUCUAGUGGAGGACCAACAAGGUUACCAAAUGACAGCACAGCUUCCUGUGUGCUAAGGUCAGAGAAUGGUCAGGGCUUGUGGGGCAGUCCUCACUGGCAGCCAGGGUUGGGACUUCACAGAGGAAGUGGCUAGGAGAUCAGCCUCAGUGGCUGCUCAGAAUCUUUCAGGUCUAUGGGAAGGGUGCUCAAGGCAGAGAGAGGGCCUGCACAAGUGCAGGUGCCUGCACACAGGAAACCAAGGGACAGAUUCAGGGUGGCUGGAGCAUGGACUACAGGGGGCAAGGAAGGGUUGGAGUAAGAGGUCGGGGCGUGGACCUGGGAAGAUGCUGGAUGGAGGACUUUGAACCUCAUUUGGGGAUAGUCAGGAGUCAACAAAGGGAGGAGAGGGGACAUGCAGGUCCAGAGAGUUGGCUGUGACACAAGGGCUAUCAUUCCUGAAUGCCCACUUUGUGCCCUGCACUGUGCUAAUGAUAAUAAUAACGAUGCUCAUUGAGCACUCA
Otolemur garnettii (small-eared galago) is the source of this 2630-nucleotide messenger RNA. It is a transcript of the gene PELI3, whose product is annotated as pellino E3 ubiquitin protein ligase family member 3. Gene Ontology annotation, molecular function: protein binding; ubiquitin protein ligase activity. The transcript has 8 exons. The record is from RefSeq and is a predicted model, not a curated record. Gene Ontology annotation, biological process: regulation of Toll signaling pathway; protein K63-linked ubiquitination. NCBI's taxonomy places the organism in Eukaryota, Metazoa, Chordata, Mammalia, Primates, Galagidae. Bases 101 to 1510 code for a protein of 469 amino acids.